Molecule: messenger RNA, 2310 nt
Organism: Spinacia oleracea (spinach)
Lineage: Eukaryota; Viridiplantae; Streptophyta; Magnoliopsida; Caryophyllales; Amaranthaceae
Product: probable LRR receptor-like serine/threonine-protein kinase At5g45780
Exons: 11
Coding region: 266-2134 (622 amino acids)
Biological process (GO): protein phosphorylation
Molecular function (GO): protein kinase activity; ATP binding
Source: RefSeq, a predicted model, not a curated record
CAAACCUCAAAUCCGAGGACAAUACACACAACACGCCCUUUUGUUUCGUUUACUUACUCCUUUCAAUAUCAACUUCUAACUAAAUACUCUGGCACCUUUUAUCUUUAGAAAGUUCCCCUUUUCUCUGGCAAUAACUUUCCUUAGAAUAUCCAGAACUCCCAUUUUUGAACACUACACUCUCAGUCUCACACAAGAUCUACCAGCAUUUUCUUCCCAUUUUUAGCGAAUAAUUUAUUAAGGUACAUUUUAUGAUUAUUUUCUGGCCAUGAUUCUAUUUUUGGCUAUAAUUUUGUGCUUUUUUGAUGUUGUUGGAGCUGCUGAUAGUCUUCUUUCUCCAAAGGGUGUCAACUAUGAAGUGGCUGCAUUGAUGUUAGUGAAGAACAAGAUGAGGGAUGAAAAGUUACAUGUUCUUGAUGGGUGGGAUAUAAAUUCAGUUGAUCCUUGCACUUGGUAUUUGGUUGCUUGUUCUGCUGAGGGUUUUGUUAUCUCUCUGGAUAUGGCUAGUAAGGGGUUGUCAGGAACCCUAUCCUCUAGUAUUGGAAAUUUGACUCACCUUCGCUCACUUUCAAUGCAGAACAAUCAAUUAUCUGGCCCAAUUCCAGAUGAAAUUGGAAAACUGCAAGAACUUCAAACUUUAGACCUCUCAGGUAACCAGUUUAGUGGUGAGAUUCCUGACUCGAUUGGUUACCUCAGCCAUCUAAGUUACCUAAAACUAAACCGAAAUAAAUUGUAUGGACAGAUUCCUGAACGUGUUGCAAAUCUUACAGGUCUUUCAUUCUUGGAUUUGUCAUUUAACAAUCUUACCGGUCCCACGCCAAGAAUACUAGCGAAAGCAUACAGUGUAACAGGGAAUACAUAUCUUUGCUCUUCAUCAUUUCCACAAGUUUGCAUGGAUGGGGAUAAACCUGUAAAAGACACAAGUCACACAACUAUUACAAAAAUAAGUCAUCACCGUCGAUGGGAAGUCCCAGUAGCUGUUGGGGUUGGCUGCACAUUUGUGGUUUCUAUAUUGCUGAUAAUUGGAUGGGUUCACUACUACAAAUCCCAUCUUCUCAUGACAUCAUAUGUGCAGCAGGACUAUGAAUUCAGUAUUGGUCAUGUGAAGAGGUUCUCGUUUCGUGAACUUCAAACAGCUACAGGAAACUUCAAUCCCAAAAACAUACUGGGAAAAGGUGGUUUUGGAGUUGUCUAUAAAGGUUGUCUCCCAAACAAGACUAUGAUAGCAGUUAAAAGGCUGAAAGACCCAAGUUUCACCGGUGAAGUACAGUUUCAAACAGAAGUAGAGAUCAUUGGUUUAGCUCUACAUCGAAAUCUUCUACGUCUAUAUGGAUUUUGUAUGACACCUAAUGAAAGAUUGCUCGUGUAUCCUUACAUGCCAAAUGGGAGUGUUGCAGAUCGGUUGAGAGACCCAUGUGGGGAUAGACCUACUUUAGAUUGGAGAAAGCGGUUGCAUAUUGCUCAGGGGGCUGCCCGUGGACUCUUGUACUUACAUGAGCAGUGUAAUCCAAAGAUUAUUCAUAGGGAUGUGAAAGCUGCUAAUAUCUUACUUGAUGAGAGUUUCGAAGGUGUUGUGGGAGAUUUUGGCCUCGCAAAGCUCUUAGACAGGAGGGAUUCUCAUGUUACUACUGCUGUACGUGGUACUCUUGGUCAUAUUGCCCCUGAGUAUCUUUCAACUGGGCAAUCCUCAGAUAAAACUGAUGUCUUUGGAUUCGGUAUUCUACUUUUGGAACUCGUUACAGGGCAAAAAACAGUAGAUACUGGCAAAGGUCAGGCUCAAAAGGGAAUGAUGUUUGAAUGGGUGAAGUCAUUGUAUGAAGAAAAGAAGCUGGACAUGCUUGUAGAUAGAGAUCUGAAGAGCAGUUUCAAUAUAGACGAGUUGGAGAAGACGGUGGAAUUGGCUCUUCGGUGUACUCAAGCUAACCCUACCCUGAGGCCAAAAAUGUCGGAAGUUCUUAAAAUUUUAGAAGGUAUUGCUGCCGGGCAGUCUGUGGACUCUGUAAACGGGGAUGAAUUGCAUGCCAGAAGCUCUCUUCCUGAGGAAAGAUCUUGUGCUAGUUUCUCUAGGCAAUACAGUGAUGUUCACGAGGAACACUCCUUUGUAUUCGAAGAUAUCGAGUUAUCUGGUCCAAGAUGAUUUCAUGUUAUAAGUAUUACAUGAAGGCGGUCCAAAUUAAAGAUGUUUGUAAAUUACUUCCUUGUCACUAACUAGCCUACAUUUGAUCCCCGAUUUUUGCGAGUAAGUAAAUUCCAAUAUCAGAUAUGUUUUACUCUCUCCGUAUGUUAAAAAGUGAUAUAGUUUGACCGACAUUA